UUGCCCCGGUGAAGGCGAGGCGCCAUAGUCACGGUAGUCCUGGCGACAAGAACCAAGCAACGGGAGUCAACAACAACAACCGAUAUCUAAGAAAAUAAACUUUAACGACAAUUCAGGACAACAUUUGGGAUAAAAAGAACCAGUGCCUCUAAGCAUUGGUUGCCAUGGCAACAUGUGGAUACUCUGAGGACCUUCAGUCUCAGCAGGCCAACGCAGUAACCAUGGCAACACCUACUGCCACCACACCCUCAUCUGCAAAGACUACACACUUCCUGUCUGAGAUCCCACCAUCCUCUGGAACAAUUUCGUCGACCAACCAGUCAGCCACCACCUCUAAAACAGGACAGGAUGCACUUUGUUCCCAAGCUCCACCCACCCAGACCCAGAGCCAGAAGGCAGUGGUCCUGACUACUUCCACACAGCACUACGUGAGGAACGAUACCCAGCACUCUGCCAUCCAGAAAAGUAAUGGACAGAGCAGCUCACCUCAGUACAUCAUAGUGACUGUAACAGAGGGUUCUGUUCACUCCUGUGACAGUCUGUCAGACUCCAGCCCGCCUGCCCCUGGUGUCCCUACUCAAGUGGUCCAACCUGUGCAGACCACCCCACAGAGGUCAGUAUUACAGGCGGUGUCACAGGCAGCCAAGAGGAUUCAGACAGGCCACAUCAGCAACAUACAGUCUGUGCAUAUUAACCAGGAGGUGGAGCAUGUAUACUCUGGCCAGGUUCAGUACGUGGAUGGAGCAGGAGAUGCAACUUUCACCACCUCCACCAUUCGAUCAAGCAGCUACCCUUUCUCCGACUCGCCCCUUUACUCUCAGACCCCUCCCACGUCCUCCUCCACCUUCUAUGAGGCCACACCUAGCUCUGACUCAGACAUCACUGGAUCUGUGACCUCACAGCCGGUUUCUGUGGCAACAGCAGGAGCCAAUAGCGGGGCUGCUGCUGCAAGUGGAGGGGGCUACAUUAUUCAGGGAGGCUAUGUGUUAGGGGGAGGCGGUGGACAAAACUACUCCAGCCCUAACUCUCGCGCCCCACCUGCUACAGUGCAGUGGUUGUGUGACAACUAUGAGGGGGCGGAGGGGGUGAGUUUACCUCGCUGCACCCUCUACUACCACUACCUGCUGCACUGCCAGGAGCAGAAGCUAGAACCUGUUAAUGCUGCAUCUUUUGGCAAACUCAUCCGGUCUGUCUUUAUGGGGCUACGAACUCGGAGAUUAGGAACCAGAGGAAAUUCCAAGUACCACUACUAUGGUCUGAGGAUCAAAUCCGGUUCUCCUUUGCUCAGACUGAUGGAUGAACAGCAGCACAUGGCGAUGAGACAGCAGCCUUUCUCACAGAAAAACAGCAGGAUAAAACCAAUUCAGAAGACACCGGGGAUUACCAAUGGGACAUCAGGUGGGUUAGGUCAGCAGCCACCAGCAUCACUCUGUGACAUAUCAGCCCAGGUGCAACAAUAUCAGCAAUUUCUAGAGGCAUCAAGGCCACUGCCAGGCUUUGUGGACAUUGAUUUGCAAGAUCAGACCCUGCCUGACGGGAUCCUUUUAGAACACCUCAAGGCCUUUCAGGCUCUGUACAGAGAACACUGUGAGGCUAUUCUGGAUGUGAUGAUCAAUCUUCAGUUUACUCUUGUGGAGACAUUGUGGAAGUCUUUCUGGAGGUUUAGCCAAAGCAACGACACAGAAUCACUCAACCUACACAACGAGUCUGAGAAACGUCUGCCCAAAUCCUGCCUGGUGGUGCUGUGCAAGUUCGAACCCGUGCUCCAUUGGACGAAAGAGUGCGACAACCUGCUCUACCAGACUCUGGUGGAGAUCCUCAUCCCUGAUGUGCUGAGACCCAUCCCUAGUGCCUUAACUCAGGCCAUCCGUAACUUUGCCAAGAGUCUGGAAAACUGGUUGACUGGAGCCAUGAUGAACAUCCCAGAAGAGAUGGUUCGCAUAAAGGUGGUGUGCGUAGGCUCCUUCUCCCAGACGCUGCGUCGCUACACCAGCCUGAACCAUCUGGCCCAGGCUGCCCGUGCGGUCCUCCAGAACUCUGCUCAGAUCAACCAGAUGCUCUCCGACCUCAACCGGGUUGAUUUCACUAAUGUACAGGAGCAGGCAUCAUGGGUGUGUCAGUGUGAAGAUCGCGUGGUCCAAAGACUGGAGCAAGACUUUAAAGCUACUCUGCAGCAGCAGAACUCACUGGAACAGUGGGCUACCUGGCUGGAUGGUGUAGUUUCUCAGGUCUUGAAGCCCUAUGAGAGCAACGCUGUCGCCCUGCCAAAGGCUGCCAAAGUCUUUCUGCUCAACUGGUCUUUCUAUAGCUCCAUGGUAAUUCGGGACCUGACUCUGCGCAGCGCUGCUAGUUUUGGUUCUUUUCACCUGAUCCGCUUGCUGUAUGACGAGUACAUGUACUACCUGAUUGAGCACAGGGUGGCUAAGGCUAAAGGAGAGACACCCAUUGCAGUCAUGGGAGAAUUUGCCAGCACUGUCAAGAGCAGAAACUCUUCUGACUUAGAUAAAGAAGAAGAGGAAGACGAGGAAGAGGAGAGUGAAGAAGAAAGCGGAGACAUUGUGCUCCAGUCUAGCUCUCUGAGCAGAGUCGACGAUGAGAAGGGGGUGCUGGAACCGCCUGCUAAGCAACCCAGAAUGAGUUUAAAUCUGCCUACUCUGACAGAGACCCACGGCACAACACCUUAGCUGAUUAUCUGCUUCACCGACACAACGGCUUAACACACACGUUCGCUUUAAUUUUAACAUCAUGUCAUCCCAUCCUGGAGUCAUCCUGUCGCUCUGUGCGCUUUUUGUCAGCAAUGUUUGUGCAAUGUGUGAGAAAGUGGGAGAACUUUCUUCUAAUUUUGUACUUUGUACUUUUGUGCUGCCAUUCUUUAUCCCUUUGCCUUCACUUGAUGUCGUUCCCUUGUUCCCUGUGCCUUUCCCUGUCUGUACAGUGGCCAGUUCUAUCCAGCCUGAGCUUUAUAAACACAGUAUAUUCUUGAUUUCCCUCCUGUCCCGCCUUAACCACUGACCUGAUAGCUGUGGAGAGAGGAGAUGCCAGUUUUUUUUUUCAUUGUCCUCUUAUAGUCAAAAACAUAAUUUGCAUUGCCUUUAAUGCAGUGACUAUGCAGGGGAGUGGGACUUAAAUGAAUGCCACUAUCUGGAAUAUACGAAUAAGAGUACCAUCUGGAAUAAUAAUGCACCAUGAAUUUAGUUGGCAUUUGGAUGUCGAUUGACAGUGAUUAUUAAAUGCCAUAUUUUACUUUUGAUGUAAUUUCUCUCUAAUUUGGCCAACUAAAUGAUACUCUGUGCCUUUUGAAAGAUUUUUAGCCUGAAAGAAGUGUGUGUUCUAUAUAAAUGCUUAUAUAUAUAUAUAUAUAUAUAUAUAUAUAUAUAUAUAUAUAUCUGUCUGUAUCAGUGGAUUAAUAAAUGAAGGUCCUGUGAUGUAAUCAUGGUGUUGUCAUGAAUUUAGAGUUGCUAUAAAGAAAAAAAAGUGGCAGCACUUUUACUCUCUAGUGAUUCUGCUCAGUUUGUCAUUUUCAUCUCUUCCAUCAUACAUCCCCCCUUUUUUUUCAAACUCAUGAUCUCUUUUGCAAACACACUAGAUGCCCUUCCACAUAAUUAUUUUCCUACAUGCUGUGCAACUGAAGUGUGCCACAGGACAAGGCCAAAGUUUAUCUCACCAAAUCAGGAGCAUUUACUUUGCUGUAUCCAUGGCAACCUUUGUAUCAGCUCCAUGUAUUAGCUACAACUGUCUGAAAGUUUUUGUAGGGUUUAAGUAGUUUUAUUUUUAGAGAUGUGUGGAUAACCUAUAAGAUGUAUCUUUUGUGAACACAGUCAUAUAUACCAACUAUUGUAUGUUGUUUAACCAUUAAUGCCUUAAUGUCAACCAUUCAGAAUACAAAGAUAUAUUUUUCCUGAGAUGAUGGACUAAGCAACAAGGUGUGGACCACCCUCCAAAGAACAUGUGCUCAACCAGCAUCUUGUGUGGUAUGGGCAAAGCCGGUUUUAUUGUGUUGGACUUUGGGACUGAGAUAGGAAAAAAGAAAAAUAUGAUAGUACUUGUGGGAUGUCUCUCAGGACUACCUGGUCACCAAACUCCCUCCAAAGAGUGUUAGAUAGCAAAAGGGCAUCACACAUGAGGUUGUGAGGUCAGCUAGCAGUACCUGACUCAAAAAAGAAAAUCAGCUUAAUGGAAAAUGCAAUUUUGUGUUCUGACCUUAAAAUCUUUUCUUAAUUUCAUCCUCUUUAUGUUAUGCUGAAGACCUUUGUACUUAAAUCUGUGAUCAGCAUUCAAAGCUUUAUUUUUACUGUCAACUAAAGAUGUGGUUGCUCCCAAAUCCUGUGUCAGUUUUCUAAAAAGGAUCCCUGCAGAAAUGUUCUCAUCUUAACCAUCUCACGUAUAAAAAGCUUUACGCAAGAAAUACAAUGUUUUCAUUUGUCCUCAAACUUUUUAAC
Melanotaenia boesemani (Boeseman's rainbowfish) is the source of this 4439-nucleotide messenger RNA. It is a transcript of the gene rfx1b, whose product is annotated as regulatory factor X, 1b (influences HLA class II expression). Gene Ontology annotation, molecular function: DNA-binding transcription factor activity, RNA polymerase II-specific; RNA polymerase II cis-regulatory region sequence-specific DNA binding. The record is from RefSeq and is a predicted model, not a curated record. The transcript is spliced from 18 exons. Gene Ontology annotation, cellular component: nucleus. Gene Ontology annotation, biological process: regulation of transcription by RNA polymerase II. Bases 165 to 2684 code for a protein of 839 amino acids. Lineage: Eukaryota; Metazoa; Chordata; Actinopteri; Atheriniformes; Melanotaeniidae.